UUGACGUUAGAAGACUUCUCAUAUGAAGGGAUCACGGCAAACUACAGACCCGCAUUUGGUGAUCCUGGUCGAAAGACCGUAUUUACAGCAGCGAUCGGGUUGGAAACAGAAAGACAUGAGAUAUUCCGUCUGUAUCAAGGCAGCAAGCGUGCUGCAGAUAUGAUGGUGAACAUGCUUGUCGAUGGAGGUGGCAAACCUAACUUAGUAAAACAAGAAAAAAAAAAGAAACCGAAAGAGAAAGAGAAGCAGGAAAAAGAAGAGAAAGAGGAAGAUAACCACGUUCGACGAUGGACCCCUGAGAGAUUCAGGUUGCGUGAUAGCAAAAAAGUUCCUCUAAUUGUAUUUGGUGACGGCAUGUUCAACAAAUCCGCCGUUCAUUUAAAGGGCCUUAAAACUGGUGUCGUUGGUGUUCUUUGGCGUGCAUUGAAGCGAAGAGAGGCUGCCGGCAAUUUACUAGUGAUAACCAUUGAUGAAUACUUUACCUCUCGAACAUGCAACAAUUGC
Messenger RNA from Mycotypha africana, 504 nucleotides. RefSeq lists its product as uncharacterized. Lineage: Eukaryota; Fungi; Mucoromycota; Mucoromycetes; Mucorales; Mycotyphaceae. The annotation marks the transcript as partial. The record is from RefSeq and is a predicted model, not a curated record. The transcript is spliced from 4 exons.